AUUUCGCCCUUUUUUAUGACAUCGUGUCUUUUGUUAAUAUCCUAUCUUUUCAUUCUCGUCCUCUCCUUAAGAGAAUUUAAGCAGGUCGUUGAGAACUUCUCCAGAGUCAUCGCCGCCGCCGCCGCCGCCGUCGCCGGCGGUCGCCAUGCCGCCGCCCCUUUCGGCGUCGCUGCGGCCGUAAGAUGGAACGAAACGGCGAUGCUCGUCAUUGAUAUGCAGAAAGAUUUCAUUUUGCCGGAAAUGGAAAGCCCGGUGCUGGUGGCUGGAGCGAAGGAGAUCGUCGCCAGCGUCGCCACCGCCGUCGCCUGCGCCAGAGGCCGUGGCGUUUCAGUAAUUUGGGUUGUUCGAGAGCACGACCCUUUGGGAAGAGAUGUCGAACUCUUUCGCAGGUGCUGGUACGCCGAUGGUAAAGGGCCUACUAUGAAAGGUUCUAAAGGCGCAGAACUCAUUGACGGGCUUAUGAUGAAAGAAGGAGAAUAUAAGUUAGUGAAGACACGCUUUAGUGCGUUCUUCGCGACACACCUUGAUUCUCUUCUCAAGAGUUCUGGAAUCAAGAACUUGGUUAUCGUAGGAGUUCAAACACCAAACUGUAUCCGACAAACCGUCUUUGAUGCAGUAGCAUUGGAUUACCAAAAUGUUACCGUCAUUGUUGAUGCAACAGCUGCUGCGACGCCCGAGGUUCAUUCGUCAAACAUCAGAGACAUGCAAAAUAUUGGAGUAGCAACAGUAACUUUGCAGGAAUGGUGUUGCUUGGAUGCAUCCUUGGAGAAAGCAGAGAAAAAAUAGCAAAACCAACUUUGAAGAUAUAUGGUAAAGGAUAUUUGGAAAUAUAAAUCUAGAAGUUGAGAAAUAGAGAAUAGCAUAAGAGGAGCAUACUUCAAGAGAAAAAAAUUUUUUGUUUAUUUCUUAUGGUGGUAAUGAAGGUUAAUGAAUCCAAAUGGCAAGAAAUGUUUGCUUAUUUUGGUUCUGAUAAUGUACAUCAUGAAGAACUGCCUUUUGCGACUUACCGUUAUAUAUCUGUGCGCGUUGUACAAGUAAAUAUACUUGGAGUGAGAUCAUUUACCGUAGUUAUUAACUUCUUAUAA
This is a messenger RNA of Ananas comosus (pineapple), 1085 nucleotides long. RefSeq names its product probable inactive nicotinamidase At3g16190. The record is from RefSeq and is a predicted model, not a curated record. NCBI's taxonomy places the organism in Eukaryota, Viridiplantae, Streptophyta, Magnoliopsida, Poales, Bromeliaceae.